AUGAUGACUGUGGCAGAGUUCGCUAUAGAUCACUCUUUCGAAGAGGAUGAGCAUGCCGAGCAGGACGAGAAUGAGCAGCCAGAGGAGGCAAAAGACGAUCAUCUUGCACCAAAAGCAGGCGCUGCUGCUUCGACAGCCUUGAAGAGCCCUACUCCCGGACGACAGGGUGGUUUCAAUGUGCCAGAAACGGUGCUUAGAAAACAGCAGCAAUACUCUGCUGGUAAACCAUCAAAGCAUGACAAGACGAAACUUAUGCGAUCCGAGGGUAUCAUCCCAAUCCAGGCAGGAUCCAACAAAUAUGCAUCGCAGAGGGGAAUGACAGGAUUUGGUGUGCCUCGUGAUGUCAUCGAUAAAGUGAAAUCGGAAAAUUUGGCUGAAAUCACGGAUGAGAAGAAAAUCGAACUUCUCAAGGGGUCGACAUGGCUACAGUCUGGUACCAACAAAUUCGCUUCACAAAAGGGACAAACCGGCUUCGGUGCUCCUCGUGAUGUCAACUACAAAACGAAGGGAACUGGUGGAGCUAGCGAUGUACCGGAGGAGAAGGCUCGUGCCUCCGAUGGCAUCGUUCCCCUACAAUCUGGAACCAACAAACUCGCUUCCCAAGCUGGUAUGACCGGUAUCGGUAUGCCCCGUAUUGUUGAUGUGCGCAAGGCUGAGGACCAAGACCGUGAGUCACAAGGAUUCAUCCAUCUCCAAAUGGGUACAAACCGAUUUGCCAACCAGUCUGGUAUGACCGGCUUUGGCAUGCCCCGUCACAACAUUACCAAGUACAAAGAUGAGGUCCGUGGUGAGAUGCCCCAUGACGAAGGAAGCACAUCCAGGCAGACGUCCGGCUGGAGAGAGGGAGCCUCCCAGGCUGGUAUGACUGGUUUUGGAGCAUUCCGUAAUAACACUGUCAACAUGCUUCAGGCUCAAGAGCAGCGCUCACAGGGAAUGAUCCCCUACCAGAUGGGUGUAAACUUCCUCGAAUCGCAGGCUGGUAAGACCGGAUUUGGAAUGCCUAGACAAGUAUUCACCUCAUUCGUUGAUGAUACUCACGAGGAUCUGCCAGCCGACAUGGCCCGCAGACCAGAAGUGCCAUUCUGGACUGGGCAGGAUGAGUCCAGGCAUGCCAAUCAGACCGGUAUGGGUGCCUUCGGAACUCCCCGUGAUGUGCGUGGCGAAUACGUUCGACGCAUGUGGUGAUCGCUAUAGCCGCUUCGCUCAACCAACUCGACUAGUCAGCUACAAGAAUCGAUAGCCAGGCCCAAAUCCCACAAUUUGUGACAUACCGUACCCUUCAGCAUCACACUUGCCAGUGACCUAUGGACUUUUUCUUCUCCUUGAUAAUUCAAGUUGUACCUUACUCAUCGUCUUGGAAGUUGUUUAUAUUUGAUAAAUUGAUAAACACUGACGGCAGCAACUCAAAGAAAGAG
Messenger RNA from Cylicocyclus nassatus, 1415 nucleotides. NCBI's taxonomy places the organism in Eukaryota, Metazoa, Nematoda, Chromadorea, Rhabditida, Strongylidae. The record is from the annotation of a GenBank genome assembly.